Populus euphratica (Euphrates poplar) is the source of this 1708-nucleotide messenger RNA. Its product is annotated as putative receptor-like protein kinase At1g72540. NCBI's taxonomy places the organism in Eukaryota, Viridiplantae, Streptophyta, Magnoliopsida, Malpighiales, Salicaceae. The transcript has 5 exons. The coding region runs from base 116 to 1465 and encodes 449 amino acids. The record is from RefSeq and is a predicted model, not a curated record. Gene Ontology annotation, molecular function: ATP binding; protein kinase activity. Gene Ontology annotation, biological process: protein phosphorylation.
CUCUAAGCCAGCAUUGACCAACCCCAUAAAGGCUGCAUAUUUAUAUAUUUAUACACACACACACAUCACAAGCUUUUGCCAGAAGCCUAAGUAAGCCUUUAAUAGAUAUUAGAGAAUGGUUCUCAAAAAGUUCACUUGGAAAUCAAUACUCCUAGGAUGUCUCAGAGCUGAGAGAUCACGCCCGGAGCCAAAACAAACAUGUUCUCAGAGGCUAUCCCUUUCAGACUUGAGCAAUCCUGUUUCACCAAUUUCAUUCAGCGACCUAUCCAUUUCUAUUUUUAACCUUCAUGUCUUCACACUGAAAGAGCUACAGACAGUAACGAAUGAGUUCUCAAAGAGCAAUUAUCUUGGGGAAGGUGGAUUCGGGGCUGUGUACAAAGGAUUCAUUGACGACAAGCUUAGGCCAGGAUUAAAGGCUCAGCCUGUGGCUGUGAAGGUGCUGGAUUUGGAUGGCUCUCAAGGACAUCGAGAGUGGCUGGCCGAGAUCAUCUUUCUUGGGCAAUUAAAGCACCGCCAUCUUGUGAACCUGAUCGGUUACUGCUGCGAGGAAGAGCAUCGGCUUCUGGUGUAUGAAUACAUAGAGCGAGGCAACCUAGAGGACAAACUAUUCAACAGAUACUCUGCAGCCUUGCCUUGGUUAACAAGACUAAAAAUUGCUGUUGGAACGGCGAAAGGCCUUGCCUUCCUCCACGAAGAAGAAAAGCCAGUCAUAUAUCGUGAUUUUAAGGCUUCAAAUGUCUUACUAGACUCGGAUUAUAAUGCAAAGCUUUCAGAUUUUGGCCUGGCAAUGGAUGGUCCAGAAGGAGAUGAUACCCACGUUACAACGCCUGUUAUGGGCACUGAAGGCUAUGCCGCUCCGGAAUACAUAAUGACUGGCCAUUUGACAACCAUGAGCGAUGUGUUCAGCUUCGGAGUGGUACUUUUAGAGCUUCUAACUGGUCGACGAUCUGUGGACAAGAACCGUCCGAACAGAGAGCAGAACCUAGUAAAGUGGGCAAGACCUCAAUUGAAGGAUCCCCGUAAACUAUGCCAAAUAAUGGACCCGAGACUUGAAGGCCAGUAUUCGACUGAGGGUGCGAGAAAGGCAGCAGCAUUGGCUUACCAGUGUUUGAGUCACCAUCCCAAGUCUAGACCAACUAUGAGAACUGUUGUCAAGACCUUGGAGCCUCUACUUGCCUUAACUGACAUUCCCAUUGGACCCUUUGUGUAUAUUGUUCCAAAUGAAGGCAAAAUGCUAAGUGAUCUAGAAAAGAAGGGAAAAGAAAGUACAGAUGAAUGUGAUGAGAUUAGAAACGGUAAUACAUGCGAAGGAAAGCAGGUGGAGAUUAAAGAGAAGGGCUGCGAUCGCCACCGCAAAGGCCAUCGGCACAGACGGAGGACUAAGUCACUGAGGUCUAGAGCUGUCUAUUCUGAUACAGCUUUGUAUAAAACCAGAGGAACUGGUUUGUACUCUCCCAGAAACUAGAGGGAAUUUGCAAAUAGGCAUAGAUCAGCUUUACCGAUAAGCAUACUGUACAUUUACAUUACCUUGCUGUUCUUUUCCUUCAUUUUUUUUUUUUUUAAUUUUGGAAGUUUCCAUGAGGGAAUAGUUUGAUUUGUGGCCUCUGGAAAUGUUGUACUCUGCUAUAAUUACAGGAUACACACCAUAAAUGGUCAAGCCAGAAUUUUGCCUACUUUGAAUUUAGGCAAGCAGUCUGUUCAUACACUA